Musca domestica (house fly) is the source of this 2303-nucleotide messenger RNA. RefSeq lists its product as uncharacterized. The transcript is spliced from 2 exons. Bases 56 to 1606 code for a protein of 516 amino acids. Gene Ontology annotation, biological process: proteolysis. NCBI's taxonomy places the organism in Eukaryota, Metazoa, Arthropoda, Insecta, Diptera, Muscidae. The record is from RefSeq and is a predicted model, not a curated record. Gene Ontology annotation, molecular function: aspartic-type endopeptidase activity.
ACUGAAACAAGUAAAAAUAAUAAAAAAAAAAAAAAAAAAAAAAAAAAAAAAAAAAAUGUCAAACGAAAAGACAAUGUUGAAGGUCUCCUGGGCCUAUAUGCUAAAGCAAGAAGACUUGGUAACAUAUCUUACUGAAUUCAAUCUUGAUCCAGUUGGAAAAGUGGACGAUCUCCGAAAAAGAUGGGCUAAAUUUCUCCACAACGCCCAUGAAGCCGAUGUAUACAGACGGCUUAUAGAGUUGCAGAACAAACAUGAAAGUACCAGUCCGACCAAAUCGCCGACAUUGCGAGCCGUCACAAAACAACCCCUUAUAACCGUAACACCGUGUGGAGCAGAAGCAAUAGUAUUAUCCCCAAUAAAAACAGAGUACGCCCUUCCCCACAUCUCCGCGGAAAGGUCACAUGGAGAGUCAAGCACCGGGGUAACAAACGAUCAAAAAGUACAGAAGAUGUCGCCAACAAACCCCGAAUAUGGAUUUCAAAAAGAUUCUCCGCCCAAGCCAUCCAAUAAUUCGUCGUUACUCGUAAUUCUCGACCAAAUCCGAAAAUGGAAUAUUACUUUUGAAAAUGGAAUGGACCCUAGUGGAUUCGUAGAACGUGUAGAAGAAAUGGCUGAAAUGUACAUCGUGGAAUUGAAUCAAAUAAUUAAAGUAAUGCCAGAGUUGUUACGAGGUAAAGCUUUAAUCUGGCUAAGGAACAACAACCGACACUGGACUACCUGGAACGAAUUUAAGAGUGAUUUUCUGAAAUUCUUUUUGCCACCGAGAUACUUUGAGAAAUUGGAGGAUGAAAUUAGGAGAAGGAUACAGCGUAAUAAGGAGCCGUUUAAGGAAUAUGUACUCUCUAUACAGCAUCUUAUGCAGCACACCAAUAUGACCGAAGAACAAAAAUUGGAACGAAUUUUUAGAAACGCGCAUUCGGAUUAUCAAUGGUACAUUCGCCGUAAAGACUUUACCACACUUUCGGAAUUGAUCUCCUUGGCAGACGAACUCGAAAGCAUACCAAAUAAUUCUCGGUCAGAACAGCCUCGAAAUCAACAAAACUAUAAUCGACGUGCGGACAACUCUAGAAAUAACCUGUAUUGCACCAAUCAAGGUGACCAAGUGCUAAACGAAAGCUCAUCCAAUCCAGAAACGCAGCAGGAUGAACCCCCGGCAAAGAAGAGUAACCAGAAUAUUACCUCAUUGCAAUGUGAAGAAUAUCGCCUUACUGCAACGGUCUUAAUAGAGGGGAAAGCUAUUAAAGCAACUGUCGACACGGGUGCCACUAGCUGUUUUAUAAAAAGAGAAUUUGCGGAAAAAAUCAAGAAAAGGUUUACUUAUUCACGGCAUGAGGCAAAUGUUAUCCUCGCAGACGGCACCACGGUGAACAUCACAAGAUCAACAGUGUUACCUGUUACAUUUGGAAACCAAAGCUCAGAUGUUACAUUUCUCAUCAUGCCGCAAUUCAAGGAAAACAUCAUAUUGGGAUUGGAAUUUCUAAAACAGUUCCACACGACCAUUCACUGCGCCGGUAUAAGUGUCAAAUUAAGUAAGCCAACCACAUCAACGGAGCAUUGUACCGUGGCUAUAGGAGAGGAAACCCCAUCAAAAGAGACAUUAAAUUGACAAUACCCAAACUAAUCAGUGUCCUAAUAUAAGCCCAUACUGCAAAGACCAUCGAAAUUCUCAAAAUUUCAACAUCACGAUGGAGCAAGAUAGCCCCAACACGAAAAAAUUCAAACGGGCGAAGGAGAAUAAUAGCACACCAAGUACAAUCAAAUUGCCAGUCACUGAAAUCCCAACUGAGUCAACGCCACCGUCCUCGACAGACAAUCCCGUGAACGAUAACACAUUUCUCGAACUGCCAAAUUAUCCCGAAAACCUACAAAUCCGUAUCGAGAAGUUUAAAAACAAUUGGAAAAAGGGACACAAACUGAAGCGAAUUGUUAAACAAGAUGGCAAGCAGUACCGCAUAAUAAUAUCAGCAGACGGGGUAGUGAAGGUAUCUCUCCGAACUUCUGCAAUUGGUCUCUAACAUACCUUCCUAUUCGACCGAGAUAUAGUCGAACCAAAGUGCCCAUGUCGGAGAAAUAAAAGGUUACAUAACACCCUAGGGCUUCCUGGCUAUUGAAACCCAAUAGCAAUAGAGAAAGCAAAUCAAGGAAUCAAAAAUCAGAGGGAGGAAGAGAUGCCAUGUAACGCCCAAAAGUCAUGCUUUCGUUUUUGGGGUACAUUAUUAUUUUAAAUACCAUUUUUACUUACUUAUGUUAUAUACAUCAACUAUGAAUUAUAUUUUUUUUGUUUGAAAAUGCAUUAAAAUAUU